AUGGUGUCAAACGUUAUUCUAGACAUAGAGGGCACUAUUUGCCCCAUUUCGUUUGUCAAAGAUGUGCUUUUCCCGUAUUUUCUGCGCCAGCUGCCCGCCCUGCUAGACCAGUACCCGUAUCCGCUGCUGGAAGACCCCUCCGACCCUAUCAAGACCAUCCUGCGCAAAUUUCCCCAGGAUAAGACCGCAACCAGAGACUCGCUGUACACUUACAUCAAGACUCUGGUGGACAACGACGUGAAGGACUCCGUGCUCAAGGAGCUUCAGGGCCUCAUCUGGGCCAAGGGCUACCACGAGGGAACCAUAAAAGCGCCACUGUACGAGGACGCUAUACGGGCCAUGUACACGUGGAGCACGCGAAAGGACAAAAAAGUGUACAUCUACUCGUCCGGGUCGGUUCAGGCGCAGAAGCUGCUGCUGCAGUAUGUGCGCAGCAUCAACGAGCCGGAAACUGCGCCGGGAAAAGACCUCAACGAGCUGGUUUCUGGGUAUUUUGACACCACCAACGCGGGCCCAAAAAUCCAGGCCACCAGCUACUCCAAGAUUGCGGAAAAAAUUAACUCGAGCCCCGCCAAGUGUCUGUUCCUCAGCGACAACCCAAAAGAAGUGGCCGCCGCUUUGGAGGCAGGCAUGCACAGCUACAUCGUCGUCAGACCGGGCAACGCUCCGGUGGAGUCUGCGCCUGCAGCCAAAAUAUCUACGUUCGACCAACUGGAACUAUAG
Molecule: messenger RNA, 723 nt
Organism: Ogataea angusta
Lineage: Eukaryota; Fungi; Ascomycota; Pichiomycetes; Pichiales; Pichiaceae
Exons: 1
Coding region: 1-723 (240 amino acids)
Molecular function (GO): acireductone synthase activity; magnesium ion binding
Source: RefSeq, a predicted model, not a curated record